Gavialis gangeticus (Gharial) is the source of this 1325-nucleotide messenger RNA. Its product is annotated as histone H2A type 2-C-like. The transcript has a single exon. Bases 16 to 402 code for a protein of 128 amino acids. The record is from RefSeq and is a predicted model, not a curated record. Gene Ontology annotation, cellular component: nucleosome. Lineage: Eukaryota; Metazoa; Chordata; Crocodylia; Gavialidae. Gene Ontology annotation, molecular function: DNA binding; structural constituent of chromatin; protein heterodimerization activity.
CUUCAGAGCAAAAUCAUGUCUGGUCUUGUCAAGAAGGGAGGCAAGGACCAGGCUAAGGCUAAAUCUAAUUCUUCCCAGGCAGGGCUGCAUUUCCCUGUAGCCUGGGUGCACCAUCUACUUCACAAGGGCAAUUGCAUUAAGCAAGUGGGAGCUGGGGCAUCAGUCUAUUUGGCUGCAGUGAUGGAAUUUCUGACAGCUGAAAUCUUGGAAUUGCCUGGGAACACUGCCCACAACAAGAAGAAAACUUGCAUCGUUCCAGUCUGCAAUGAUGAGGAGCUGAACAAGCUGCUGUGGGGAGUCACUGUCGCUCAGGGCAGGGUGCUGCCUAACAUCCAGGCAGUGCUCCUGCCUAAGAAAACUGAGAGCCACAAAGCCAAGGGCAAGUGGAAUCUGCAGAUUUAGACCCAGAAUCAGCAAUAUUCGUAACAUAAAACCUCGCUGUCCGAUGCUCUCUGCUGCCGCCACUACCGUGGCAGCAUCUUGCCACUCUUCCAGCCCUGCACACUGGCCCUGGAGCACCUGGGAGCCUGCUUGAUGUGCAUGGGGUUGGGUGGCUGGUCAGACCUGAGGAGGUGGUUUGUGUGCCCAGCAGCUUAUCUAGCAUCUCCCCCAUCUCCUAUAUCUGCUCCCUCAGAAAAUGUUGCUAGACAAACCCUGCUCCUUCCAUGUUCCCUGAGCCAUCGCUGCCACAACAAUACCACCACUACACACUGCCCAUGAAAAGCUGAAGGGGUCUGCCAUCCUGCCCAUAGCCACAAGUCUCCUUUAGUGCUGGGGCAGAAGCAACAUCAUGACAGAAAUCCUCAAGGGCCCUCUUCCCCCAUGCAUUUCCCACAACAUCACUCUCUCUGCUUUGGUGUGUCAGGCCUCUUAAGGUUUCCCCAUUUCCCCUCCACAUAAAUUCCUGUCAGUAUGAAUGUAGCAGGAUCCUGGUACAGGUUCCACUUCACAGCUUGGAAGUUGGGGCUGCCCUCUGGCAGUAGUUUAUGAGCCUCUCUCUAAGGAGGGGUUUCUUCUCCCUUGAUGCUCAGAGCUUAGCAAGUGGAGGCAGCAGGCCUCAGGAGAGAAGGAGAAUCCAAAGUACAUGAGCCCAAUCUCUAACUUCCUUGGUAAUUGUUGCAAAUAGCUCUGAAGUCAGCAGAGGGCAACCUUGAUCUUCUCUCAAUCUAAUCAAAGAAUUGGGUGGUCAGAAUUGAACAGAGUAUUACCAAUAUAAAUCAAAUGAGUCAGGAAAAGAAUCAUGUCUACAAAGUUUGCAGGGCACCUUUGAUGCUUCCCCCCAUGCUGUCUUAAACUCAGAACCCAAACCUAUCUAGGAAAAAAAA